AUGAUACCCUCUACACGCCUAGCAGAGACCGAUGCUCGCAGGAAGAUGGCCGUGGAAAUGACGAUAGCUGAUCGCCUUGCAAAAGCCAGAUUGUUUGCGAAGACCUAUGGUAACAUGACAGCAGGAAUCGUCGAGUUCAUUCAAUUCUUGGUCUGCUCAGGUCGGAUUGCUGAACAAGGUGGCUCGCAGUGGUGGCGUGGUGUCAACGGCUUAUUGAUUCUGGAUCUCAUCGAUGCGGAAGAAGCCCUGGGCUCGUCCACUCUGACCGUCGCUUCUACUUCACCCGCGGUCCAACAUUGGGUUAAUUAUUCCAUCUACUGGCAACAAACACCGAUCCCAAACCUGUUCAAGGCCCAACGACUAUGGUGGAAAGCACAUCAAACCUCGCUUCAUUACGGCAUUCAUGCAUUUCCAGAGCUCUUGCUUCUCGAACCCCGAAUCGAAAUCAACUUCAUCACUUGCGUCUGCGUCCCAAACGUCGACUUGACGGCACUGCUCAAUAUUCCAACAAGCCUCAAGUUGAUCAAGAUAUACACCAUAAUCGCUUAUCCGCAUCACUAUCCAGCCAAGAUACUCGCAGUGCUCAAAGCUUUGAUCUUAGCACCAGCCUACUAUGCGCGGAUCGUCGGUCUGCCCAAGAAUAUAGGAUUGGAUUCAACACGCUGGGAGAUUUGA
Puccinia triticina is the source of this 675-nucleotide messenger RNA. RefSeq lists its product as uncharacterized. The transcript has a single exon. The coding region runs from base 1 to 675 and encodes 224 amino acids. Lineage: Eukaryota; Fungi; Basidiomycota; Pucciniomycetes; Pucciniales; Pucciniaceae. The record is from RefSeq and is a predicted model, not a curated record.